AUGUUUCACAUGCGCCCUUUGCCUUCCAUUCUAGAUUUUACUCUAUUGUUGAAUGCCGUUGCAAGAAUGAAGCAUUACUCUCUGGUCAUUACUCUAAUUAAACAAAUCGAAUCAUUUGGUAUCUCUCCUGAUCUUUAUACUCUUACUAUUUUGAUUAACUGCUUCUGCCAUGUGAACCGCGUAGAUUUCGGGUUCUCUGUCUUAGCAACAAUUUUCAAACUUGGUUUUCAACCAAACCAUAUAACUCUAACCACUCUUGUCAAGGGCCUCUGUCUUCAAGGUAACAUUGCUGGAGCUGUGAGGUUGGUAGAAGAUAUGGAGAGGAAUGGGUAUAAACCGGAUGCAAUUACUUGUGGAACGAUACUAAAUGCUCUGUGUAAGAUUGGUAAGACUGAUAUGGCUACUGGGUUGCUCAGGAAGAUAGAAAAAAAGUAUUUUGAACCUAAUGUAGUGUUCUACAACAUUAUCAUUGACAGUUUAUGUAAGGAUAGAUUGGUAAUAGAGGCUUUGAACCUUUUAUUUGAAAUGCAGGGUAAAGGCAUUCAGCUAGAUGUUAUCACUUACACAUGCUCAAUUCAAGGCCUAUGCAAUUUUGGCCGGUGGAGGGAGGCUACUACUUUGUUGAAUGAGAUGACACAAAGGAAGAUCAUGCCAAAUGUGCAAACCUUUAGCAUAUUGGUGGACACACUUUGCAAAGAAGGGAUGUUGACCGAGGCAAACGAAGUUUUUACUGUGAUGAUUCAAAGAGGCAUUGAACCUAACACAGUCACAUAUAGCUCUUUGAUUGAUGGUUACUGUUUGCAAAACAAAAUGGAGGAUGCUAUCAAAACAUUUAAUAUGAUGGUUGAGAGAGAUCCCCAAACUUAUGCUAUCUUGUUGGAUGGUCUUUGUAAGAACAAAAAAAUUGGGGAGGCAAUGGCAUUGUUUCAAGAGAUGGAAGAUAAAAAUUUGGACCACAAUAUUGUGUUUUACAACAUCUUGAUGGACAGUAUGUGCAAUGCCGGGGAGCUUACAAUUGCAAGAGAAAUCUUUAAUAGUCUUCUUGCAAAAGGAUUGCAACCUAAUGUUCAGACUUACACUAUAAUGAUCAAAGGGUUUUGCAAAGAGGGGCUAAUUGAUGAAGAAAUGGGUGAGGCUGCUAAGUCAACAAACUCUCUUGAUUUUAUAUUCAAUCAUUUCAUUAGAGUAAUGGUUCCAUUUGAUGCUCUAACUUAUUCUACUCGUACUCUUACUACCUCUAGUAGUCGUUAUAGUAGUGACAGAGAAAAUGUGGAAACCCCAAAUUAG
Quercus lobata is the source of this 1287-nucleotide messenger RNA. Its product is annotated as pentatricopeptide repeat-containing protein At1g12775, mitochondrial-like. Bases 1 to 1287 code for a protein of 428 amino acids. The transcript is spliced from 3 exons. Gene Ontology annotation, molecular function: protein binding; mRNA binding. The record is from RefSeq and is a predicted model, not a curated record. NCBI's taxonomy places the organism in Eukaryota, Viridiplantae, Streptophyta, Magnoliopsida, Fagales, Fagaceae.